AUGGUUUUUGGCAUGAACAAGAGAGAACGAAGGGUUCCAGACCUUUCUCGAUACGAUUACCACUACCAGAACAAAGAUGAUUUCAACAGGAGUUCAAGACUGUCAGCGGCGGCUGCUCACGCAGCAUCAGCGGGUGCUUACGCACCCGGGACGCUGCGUUCGCAACCGCAGAGGAGCCAAUCGAUGACUCACUCGAGCAGCCAGGCGAUCAGGAGGGUUGCGCCGAAUCGAGGACCAGCAAGAGUGCCCAAGAGUGGCUCAGGGCACAAUUAUCCAACAUAUUCGCUCCAGGGCUCAACACAACCAAGGAGGGCCUCUGUGACUUCAAACAAUUCUGCUGCGAGGGUUCGCAACGGCAAUGGCUCAAGAGCCAACUCGAUCACUGUGAAGACCACGGAGGUCAGGGAUCCGCAGGGAAGAACGCAAUCGAUUACCAGGCGGACAAUCAGGAGGGUCAACGGAUAUGAGUAUGUGGAGACUACGACCACGACCACACAGGCAAUUCCGAUUGUAGAUGCUGAGAAACAUUUUGACGAAUUCAGUGGUAAUUACAUUAUACAGGAGGACGAUGGAGCAGAGGAGCCUUCUGAAGGAGAGCAGCCGAGCCGGGAGCCUCGUUCGGGACAUGCUUAUACUGCUCUGACCGAGCCAAAGCGAUCAUCCGGCGCAGCACUAGCUGGGGGUUCGGAAGGCGAGUUGCCGUUGGAUCAGACAAGCAGUCUUUCGCAGUUUUCAGAUGCCUUGGAGUACAUUCCGGAUCAGACCAACAGGCACAGUAGACAGCAACGGAAGACGGUGAGGCAGGGGCCUGCGGCAGGUAGUCGGAAGUCCCCUCAGCAGGCAUCGCAAACUCGCAAGCAGCAACCGAAAAGGGCUCUUACAGAAAAGGAAAUGUAUGCAAAGGCAUAUGCGAUUGCUCAGCAGAGCGUAUACAAGACGGAUGACAGUGGUUCUGGAGCCUCGGCGCCGCAAAGUCGAAUGGGACAGAGGACACUUCGAGACUCAGCAUCAGUCGACGUUGGCUCGACGAUCAGCAGUGGCUCUUCAGGAAAGCCGAAAUCCAAGCCCAAAAGAAUAAGCUCCUUUUUCCAGCGGAAUGGCAAGAACCAAAAUGAAGUAACUGAGCAAUCUGUUCCCCAGGAGAUCGAAAAGCCACAGAUUCAAGCACCCAAGUCUCCUUUGCCUAAGGCACCUGUUAUCACUGCAAAACAAAAGCUGAGCGACGAGGAGAUGUAUAGGCAGGCGUUAGCAAUCGCACAAGAGAAGUACGGUCAGAAUCAGAAGCCAGUACCGACGAAUCCAGCCCCAGCGGAGCCUCAAGAACAGGUAAAUGAGCCAUUGCAGCAUACCAGCAGGCAAGAGCCAGUGAAAGCGACUUCCUCCGAAGCCGUUCAGCGGUCGAACAGCAACGUGGAAGAGCAGGAUUCGGAUGUGUUUGAACGUCCUGAAGCAACCACAGCUACGAAGACAACCACCCCCGAGGCCAAUGAAGGUGCGCAAAUAAAUGAAUGGGAGCGUUACGAUAUGGAGCAUCCCGAGCCCGAAGGCAAGAAAGCUUCUGGUGAGCGCAAGUCAAAAAUUAAGAACAUGUUUGAGAAGGUCAAGCAAUUUUCGAUCGAAAACAGUGGUUACCAGCCGUCCAAGGGAUCCACGACUAAAGCUGUUGCUGUCGAGUCCCAGGCUGCAGAGGAGAUCAAUAUAAUAAAGGUGGCACCUCUUGGGCGUAAUCAGAGCAUUUCCUCUCAUGGUGCCUCCACUACGAGAAAUGUCGAGGAGUCCUUAGAGACAACGAACCGUCAUUUCGAUGACCAGGCCAGCGAAACAUCUUUCCAUAGAUCCAUCAAGAAGACCGUCGCUGCUGAGCCACCGCAACAGCAAGAGACUGCCCCAACAGAGGAACCGACAGCCAGAAACGAAACAAAGAGGACCAAGAACAAUUUUCUGAAGAAACUGUUCAGUCGUUCGUAA
Molecule: messenger RNA, 1968 nt
Organism: Torulaspora globosa
Lineage: Eukaryota; Fungi; Ascomycota; Saccharomycetes; Saccharomycetales; Saccharomycetaceae
Gene: MSC3
Product: Msc3p
Exons: 1
Coding region: 1-1968 (655 amino acids)
Source: RefSeq, a predicted model, not a curated record